Molecule: messenger RNA, 1602 nt
Organism: Neltuma alba
Lineage: Eukaryota; Viridiplantae; Streptophyta; Magnoliopsida; Fabales; Fabaceae
Product: F-box protein At2g39490-like
Exons: 3
Coding region: 133-1395 (420 amino acids)
Molecular function (GO): protein binding
Source: RefSeq, a predicted model, not a curated record
GACAGAGCUGUUCUAUCCAUCCAUAAGUUGCGAUUUCUCAUCUUCGACUCGGAUUCUUUGCAUUUACUGCACACUGUCUGUUUGAUGAAAUUACUCAGAGAAGCAUAAUCAAGUUCUUGAGAGGCAGUUUCCAUGGAGGACAUGUUUAGCAGUUUGCCUGAUGAGAUUCUUGGCCACGUGGUUUCUUUUCUGCCAAAUGAAUCUGCUCUUUAUACCAGCCUACUUUCUACCAGGUGGAGGGACUUGUGGAACGAGACUUUGGUUAGAUAUGGAACUGCUGAGGAUAUGGCAGAUUCUGUUGUUGAUUUCCUUGCUCGUUUUGAAGAGCUUCAUCCAUUAAAGCAUCCUAGGAGGCUUCAAUUUCACUAUGUUGAAACUGAAGACUCUGUACUCUUAGCAUCUAUUGCUACUAACAACAAGCUUCUUUUGGAUUUCUCCGGAAGGAAGAAAAGAGAAGAACCCGAAGGGCCUUAUGAGAUGCGCUUGAAGCUCAAUAUUCAGAAUCCUCAGUCAUUUCCUCCUCCUACUUUCUCAAUCAAGACUCUCUAUUUGAAAUCUGUUUGCUGUUUGACAAGUGAGGUAGUUUCCUCCGUUGUAUCAAGCUUGCAGCAUCUUGAGAACUUGAUAAUCACUGGCUGUGACGGAUUGGAGUCUCUCUGCAUAGUCGACGGCGAAACAAAACUUGUCAAGUUAACCAUUCUAGAUUGCUUGCAGUUGAAGUCCCUCCAACUCAGAACUUGCAGACUCAAAUAUUUUAGGUAUAGAGGUUUGCUGCCACGAAUUUUGCCUGAAAAUUUCUUCAAUCUUGCCGAUGCCAUGCUUGAUUUCAGACUAGGCCAUAUCUGCUACAACUUCAAGACUGAACAUUUUGAUACCACCUUGUUAACCAUAAAGAACUCUGAAGUUCUUACUCUGUGUGAAUGGAAUUAUCGGGCAUUAAUUUGGCCAUCAAUUUCACCCCAAAUUGAAAGCUUUAUUUUCUACAAGCUGAAAGAGUUAUGGUGGAUUGUUAAAGAUGGACAAAGCAGUGAUGCCUUAGUGUCCUUCUUGAAGCUCUGCCCUGCUUUGCAGAAACUUUAUGUGACAGUUGAUCCCGAAAGUUAUUUCACAUCAAACCCUGCGGCUUCAGGCUUGAAGGAAGCAACCAAAUACAAGAAACUGGAGCAUCUGAGACUCGUUAAGCUUAUGGGUUUUACAAGGAAGGAAGAUGAAAUCUCACUGGCAAAAGAUUUGAUUCAGCUAGUGAAGGCAAAACCUCCAAGGAUAGAUGCAUCAGAUGGAAGUUGCUUGCAGGUUUUGGGAAACACUUUAAGUGAACAUAAAGAAAGAUGUGAGCUUGUGAGACUGGAAAAGGAAAUUAAUGUGUGCGCCAAGCAUCCUCACAUGGGCUUAUAGACCGAUAGUUUUGUGGGUAUUGUAGUUUUUUCAGGUAGAUUAUCUAUGGAAUAUUUGAGCAUAAGAUACUUUGAAGUAUCAAGUUUUGGAGCUGUGUAUGUCUUAAAAUUAUAUAUAAAUGUAUUUAGCUAUUUAUAAUAUAUAUUAUAUGUUGCUUAUAUAAAUGAGUUUUCUAAUUUUUGAAGAAUUAGAAUAUCUUUGUGCAAA